This is a messenger RNA of Pyrus x bretschneideri (Chinese white pear), 1660 nucleotides long. RefSeq names its product glucan endo-1,3-beta-glucosidase 7. Gene Ontology annotation, biological process: carbohydrate metabolic process. The transcript has 3 exons. Lineage: Eukaryota; Viridiplantae; Streptophyta; Magnoliopsida; Rosales; Rosaceae. Gene Ontology annotation, cellular component: plasma membrane. Bases 91 to 1482 code for a protein of 463 amino acids. The record is from RefSeq and is a predicted model, not a curated record. Gene Ontology annotation, molecular function: hydrolase activity, hydrolyzing O-glycosyl compounds.
AAUAAACCCUACAAUCACACUCAACAGAAACCCCAUCACCUCUAAUCAUCUCUUGCUCUGCUCUGCUUCUCUCAGAACCAGAGCAUCAGCAUGGCCACCUUCACAUUCCCUCUCCUUCUCUCUCUCCUCCUCCCACUUUUCGCUUUUGCAGCUGCUGCUGGUACUGUUGGAAUAAACUACGGCAGGAUAGCGGACAACUUACCACCGCCCGAAAAGGUGGUGGCACUCUUCAAAUCCCAAGGCAUUAACAAAGUGAAGCUCUACGACACCGACGCCGCUGUCCUCACCGCCCUCGCCAACUCCGGCAUUGGAGUCGUCGUCGCCAUCCCCAACGAGCUCCUCUCCUCCGCCGCCAGCGACCCCUCAUUCGCCGACAAAUGGGUCCAAUCCAACAUCUCCCAAUACCACCCCAAAACCCAAAUCGAAGCCAUCGCCGUAGGCAACGAGGUCUUUGCCGACCCGAACAACACCACCCAAUUCCUCGUCCCCGCCAUUAAAAACAUACAGUCUUCCCUCGUCAAGUACAACCUCAGCUCCAUCAAACUCUCCUCCCCGUUCGCCCUUAGUGCCCUGAAUUCCUCGUACCCGCCUUCUGCCGGGGCCUUCAAACCCGACUUAAUCGAACCCGUCAUCAAACCGUUUCUGGAAUUUUUAACCCAAACGUCGUCGUAUUUGAUGAUAAACGCGUACCCAUUUUUCGCGUACGAGUCCACCUCCGAUAAGAUUUCUCUCGACUACGCUCUGUUCCGGACCAACCCGGGAAAUCCGGACUCGGGUAACGGGCUGAAGUACUACAGUUUGCUCGAUGCCCAAAUCGACGCCGUUUUCGCCGCCAUGUCGGCUGUCGGAUACGGUGACAUAAAGUUGGUGGUGACCGAGACCGGGUGGCCCUCCAACGGCGACGAGAACGAGAUUGGCGCGGGGAAAGCCAAUGCGGCGGCGUAUAACGGAAACUUGGUGAAGAGAGUUUUGACGGGAGGUGGGACCCCCUUGAAGCCAAACGACCCGCUCAACGUCUAUCUAUUCGCUCUGUUUAACGAGGAUCAGAAGACCGGGCCCACAUCGGAGAGGAACUACGGUCUGUUUUAUCCGGACGAAACGAAGGUUUACGACAUUCCGCUUACGGUGGCUGGGCUGAGUGGGGCCCAGUCAUCGCCGGCCAACAAGAGCAAGGUUCAGGUCCCGGCAGCGUCGCCCUCUGCGGGGAACACGUGGUGCGUGGCGAAUGGGAAGGCAGGGGAGGAGAAGCUUCAGGCCGCACUGGAUUAUGCUUGCGGAGAAGGAGGAGCUGACUGCCGUUCGAUCCAGGAAGGGUCCACGUGUUUUAAUCCUAAUACGCUUGAGGCGCACGCUUCGUACGCUUUCAAUAGUUUUUAUCAGAAGAAAGCACGCGGGACCGGCACGUGCGAUUUCGGUGGUGCUGCCUACGUUGUUGCUCAACCUCCAAGUUAUGGGACGUGCGAGUUUCCGACACGUUACUGAAUGAAGAAAUUAAGAUGGGGUUGUUUUAGUUUGGUGAAUAAUUAUUCGGACAUUGGUUGGGACUUAAAUUAUUUUUUGGUAUAGAUUUUAGAACAGUUUGGGCACCUAUCUGAUUUGUAUUUGUAUUUAUUUAUUGCUAUCACCAUUAUUUAAUGAAUAUAGUGAUUUGGAUUGGUUA